AUGCUGGCGGGAAGCUACCCUGUCUGUGUGCGAGUGGUGCCGUCUUCGGCCGAGCAGGUCUUCGAGUAUGAGCCUUGCCAGCAUCGAUUCACCUACAUCAGGCAGCCCCAUGUGGACAGCGUCACUCCGCUUUCGGGGCCAACAACGGGUGGCACCAACGUCACGGUGCACGGGCGCUACUUUCCCCAAGCUCGGCUGGGCGGUCUCCUGUGCCGCUUUGGAACCCGGGAAGUUGGAGCCAUCGCGCCUGGGCGAUGGCUCAGCAGCCGGGAGAUCACGUGUGUGACACCGCAGUCCUUCGGGAAGAGCAUGGGAAUGAGGACCGUCCCGGUCACCAUCUCCAUCAACGGCGGCGCAGACUGGACGCCGACCACGGCGUACUUCAGCUUUGUGAGAGAGCUCAGAGGCGCCAUCUACCCGGAGUUUGGGCCGCGGCGCGGGGGGACGCUGCUGGAUGUGCAUGUUGUUCGUGGCGAUGAGGCUGCCGAAGUGGAGCUUCUGAACGUGUCGCAGGUCAAGAGCUGCUGUUUCGGUUCUCCACCAGCAACAGUCGUGCCAGCCACGAAGGUCACGGACCAGCUGUACCAGUGCAAGACUCCUCCUUGGCCCCAGAGCCCAGUGACCAUCGACGUGGGGGUCGCCCAGGCCGACGGUCGUUGCCAGGGCCCUCCGCACGCACGCUUCGAGUACUCAGAGCAGUGGAAGAUUACCCGGGUCUACCCCGCUGAGUUUGAUGAGAAGCAGCAAGCAGAAGGCUUCAAGCUGUUCGUGUCGGGCGAGAACUUCCGACCUUCGCGGACAGCUAUGUGCCGGCUCGGAGGCCCAGGAGGCAUCAUGGCGCAGGCGGAGGUCAUCCUCAACAACUUCACCCUCUUGUGCGCCGUGCCCUCCACGGGCUUCCAUCUCGCUGGGUCUCCUUCCGGAAUCUCCUACGAAGUCGAGAUUGCCAUGAACGGACGGGACUUCGUUCCGGGAGUGCCACCAGUCAUGGUGCGGUUCGUGACCGCUACGUCGGUUGUGACGGUAGACCCGGAGAACGUUUCAGCGGUGGGACACCUGCCGCUGACAGUGACAGGUGCCAGCUUAGCAGCGGAUGCUCGCUACUGCAUCUUCGGCGAAGGGGAAAGAGCUGUGGAGGUCCCGGUCUCGGUGCUUGCCAGCGACCGCGAAGUUGUAUGCACGACCCCACACUGGGAGAUUCGGCCACAUGGCGCAGUCUCGGAGCGCGUGCUGGUUCGGCUUUCCACUGACGGCGUCGGCACAGCACGGGCGUCCUCAGCGUACGUGAAUUUCGUCGCCUAUCCGGAGCCGCUGACCGUGGAUCCGAUCGAGGGUCCUGUUGAAGGUGGGACUAUGGUCCGAGUCCACGGCCAUCAUUUCCGGCCUCAUGGGCAGGAGCUGUUCAUCCGCUGCAUCUUCGGAACUCGCAGGAGCCAGGCUUUGAUCCUUUCGGAUUCGGAGCUCCAGUGCACCUCUCCCCCUGUGGAUGGUGCCUACCUUCCCACGGGCUACCUGGCCUCCUUCGACCUCGAGAUGGUGCCGGCGUCAGUGAUGGUCAAGGGAACCACGCCAGCGGCCGGGCAGUUCCCCAAGAAGCAGCUGACGUUCUACUAUCGGCGCUUCGUUCCGUCGAUCUCCUGGGUAGAGCCCCUGAGUGGCCCUGAAUUCGGCAGCACCCUCGUGUCCCUGAGAUCUGAUGCGCCUAUCCUGAACUCGAAGAAUCUCAAGUGCGUCUUCGGCAACAUCCAAGUGCCGCUCUUCCUUGUGACGCAGAACGAGGCAACCUGCACGUCUCCAGCGCUUCACAAGCCUGGAGUGGUGGAGCUGACGCUGACCGCGGAUGGCCAGAAUCGAAAGCAGAUCGGCGCCAAUGGGGAUCCGGUUCGCUUCAAGUACUACGUCACCCCCACGGUGGCCAAGGUGACACCCUCCUUCGGCUCCUCACGCGGUGGAACGAUUGUUCAACUAGAGGGGGCGCACUUCAUCAACGACGUGCGCUUGACCUGCAAGUUUGGCGAGCUCACGGUUCCGGCAUUUCGGUUCAUCUCAAGCGCGCUGGUGCUUUGCAGGACACCAAUUGUUCCCCCGGGCCGAGUGCAGGUGUAUUUGUCCAAUAAUGGACAGAAUUUCACGGGGGGAAGCGAUGCCGUCUUCGAGUUUUUGGGCUUCACGUACUUCCAUUUGUAUCCGUACCUGGGGCCCAUCAGUGGAAACACAACUGUGCUCGUGGAGUCCGCGUCUGUGCCAGUGGGUGCCUCCCCUUCGAUCCGCUGCCGAUUUGGCACUCUCACAGUCCCUGGCAUCCGGGUGAACGACACGUUCCUGCAGUGUGUAUCUCCAGCCGUGGUGACUCCGGGCGAGGUGAAGUUCGAGGUGUCCUUGAACCAACAAGACUUCGUGGAGGGCUCACAGAAGUUCCUGUACUACACGAACCCGAGGAUUCUGCAAGUAGAUCCACCUCUGGGGCCGAGCCACCGGAGCCUGAGCAUUCGGCUGAUAGGCCAGGGCUUCAUCAGCACCAACUACCUGACAGUGCGCUUCGGUGGUGUGUCCAUCGAAGCAACAGGCCAGCACUUGGUCCAAACGGCGCUGGCGGCAACCGACACGGAGGCGGUUGUGGAGCUGCCGAGGAUGUCGGUUCACACGGACAUGACGCGGGUGCCGCUCUACAUUUCCAACAACGGGCAGAACUAUGCACCGGAAGGCGUUCUGCAAUGGGACCAGGAUGAAGAUGCUCAUGAUGUGCCGAAGAGCAUGGCCUACUUCACCUUCCAUGAGAGCAUCCUGCUCCGCAACGUCGACCCAGAGGUUGGAAUGACGUAUGGUGGAGGCUUCGUCUCGGUUUUCGGCUACGGCUUCCUGAAUUCCAGCGGUCUCAACUGCUCCUUUGAGUGGAUUGGCUCCCCAUCGGUGGUUUACAUCUCCUCCACGCAGAUCAUGUGCGAGGUUCCGAACAUGCUGGCCGCGCGGUCCAGCAAGGCUCUGGGCUUUGCAACGCUGCGCGUCACCUUGAACAACCGCGACUGGUCGCGGACCAGCUUGUCUUUCCGAUUCUUGGGUGAAUGCCCCAUCGCUCAUUACUGCCAGCACAAGGCAUUCAACGAGUACACAUUCCGGAUAUUGCCAUGCCCGGCUGGACACUUCUGCGAGAGUGCAGGGAUGAGCGUGCCGACCCCUUGUCCACCAGGCACCUACAUGCCGUACAGACGCCAGGUCCAGUGCCAGUUGUGUCCCAUCGGCUUCUGGUGCCCUCGCUCUCGCAUGUUCCAGCCCAUCACCUGUCGGAGAGGGUGGGUCUGCGACGAGCCAGGCCUAGUUGUCCCAUACAAGCGCUGUCCUGCCGGCUACUACUGCGAAGAGGGUGUCGCCACACGUCUCUCACGCAGCACGCUGUACCUGAACCAGCGCAAGCCCAAGCCCUGUCCGCCGGGCCUCCACUGCUUCGAGGGAGCCCAGGCGCAGAAUCCGAAGCCAAAGAACUACUCGACGCCGCAGCCUUGCUUCCAAGGCUUCUUCUGCCCUCCCGCAAGCGACUCUCCCUACGGAGCCGGGGCAUGCCCGCUGGGGAAGUACUGCCCCACACCUCGCCACACUGGAAUCGUGUGCCCCGAGCGCUACAUGUGCGGCCCGUACCCGGGAAACACGGAGCCCGCCGCAUGUCCGGCAGGCUCCUUCAACCCCUGGCUCGGACAAUGGAACUGCACAGUUUGUCUGGAAGGAGGUGUUUGUCCGAGGAGUCGCAUGCGCCUUCCCCUCCCUUGUCCCUGUGGCUACGAGUGCAGCGGUCGGGGUCGGCAGCGGGCCUCCGACCUCUGCCCCGCCGGCCUCAUGUGCGAGGAAGGGGUCGCCACGGCAAUCGAGCCGCAGCUCUGUGAGCCGAAGACCUUUGAUAUCCGAGUCGACACCAGCUUGCAGCGCGAGCGGGAGAAGAUCUGCGUCUAUGGCAUCGGACAGCAGUUCGUGGAAUACCAGAGGCUGCUCACGGUCCCCCGAGUGGCGAAUCGUUUCGGCUGGUCGCAGGACCAGUUCGUGAAUGGAACCUUGGUGGGACGCGCAGCCUGUUGCUGGUCGCCGGAAAGGCUGCAGUCCUCAUUCGACGCCAUCUCGGCCGAUUUCAAGACCGCGAAUGACACGCUCUCUGCAAGAAGUUUUGCUCGGCUUUCCAGCGAGAUCCGCAUGCGUACGGCCGCCGAGCGCGACCUGGACUUCCAAUCGCCAGGUUUUGAUGGCCUGACCCUCCUCAACAUAACGGACGACCAAUUCCGUGAGGACCUGGUCAUCCUCUUCCCCAAGGCACGGUCCUUUCUCCACCACUACAUUGAGAAGCUCUGGAACUUCAAGCGCCCAUUGCCCUGUCCUGCUGGCGCCUACUGCAAUGCGGGCACGUGCCCACGGUACCUGCUCACAGGAAUUGUGGACGUGGACUUCGAUCGGCCCAGCGAUGCCUUCCAAGAGGCAAGGAGGCUCGCAGAGGCCCACUACACGAAGAAGCUCCAGGAAGUCUUCUACAACCGUACCUGGAACAUCACCAUUCCGCCGGACGUGGAGCAAGGGGCGGAGACGGGAGGCCAUGCAAACCACUCGAACGACUCGACCUGGUCGCCCUUCAAUCGCACAGACAGGUGGGACAAGCCAUCCGAUUGCUUCGACAAGAAUGAGUCGAACGAGACGGACCUGCAAGGAUUCAAGGAAAGGAGAGCUACGCCGACACAGGACAGAGACUUCGAGCACUUCCGCAUUCUGAAUGAGUUCCAGCAGAUGCCCACUGAAACACUGGGUGCGCCGCCGCCCGCGCAGAGGUUCAACGAGCCCAUGCACCAGCAGUACGCCACAAGUAAGGCUGCCGGACUGGCGCCAGAGCUGGCGUUUCGGCAGCUGCUGGCCCACAGGAAAGAGCUUUCAGAAGAUGACUGGCUGCAGCUCUGGGCGAACUUCAGUGAGUGGGCCAACUCCACCACUUGGCAGAAUGGUGCCGCAAAUCUCUCUUCAGCCAACUGGACGGUGGCCCAGAAUGUGUCCAGUGGAAACAGCACGCGAAGACUCCAGGACUCCUUCUUGACCACCACAGAGUACCCCCUGGAAGCCAUCAACCCGCUGUCCAUGCGCGCACCACAGCAGUGCCUCGCAGGCACAUACUGUGAUGCACGUGCCGGUUCCUCUGCCGGUACUGGGCUAUGUCCCCCUGGGAAAUACUGUCCACCAGGUGCGGGUGAUCCUGCGGAGGCGCCGGAAGGAGUGUUCGUGGAUGGCUCGGGCAGUGUCCGAGGAGUGGAGUGCUUCCCUGGGCAGUUCGCCCCGUUUACGAACACGCCGACCUGCUACCCAUGUCCCGCCGGGGCAUCGUGCCCGGACUUCGGAACGACAACUCCGUUCAUCUGCCCCCCGGGCACCUUUCGUGAACCGUCCUUGGGUGAAGGCACCUCAAGCACGAUCUCCUGCGAGCCUUGCCCAGCGGGGACCUGGUCACCUUGGCGCGGGACGCCGGACUUCUCAUCCUGCGAGCCUUGUCCAGAGGGCCGCGUAUGUGUAGUUGGAACCGGAAAUGUCUCCGAAGGAAUCAUUUGUCCUGAAGGGCAUAUCUGUGGGUCGGGCACGACGCCAGAACAGCAGACAGCGAUCCGCUGCUACGACGGCUUCUUCUGCCGAAACUCCACCACGCCUGACAGCGUGUAUCGUGAUCUUUGCCCCGCCGGCUUCUACUGCGCAGAGGCAACGACCUUCAUCAACCGGUACAAGUUCCGAUGUCCGCUGGGCUUCUACUGUCCGGAGGGAACCGGUGCCCGAGCCGACCUGAAGCGGGCUCUGCUCCAGGGUGUUGUUUGCGUGGAGAAGCGGGAGUUCUACCUGACGCAGAAGGUGGCACAGUACUGCCUUCGGCAGAUUAUGCGAAACAACUUCGAGUUCGUGGCGCUCGAGCAGAUCCGACUUGCGCGGGCCAACCUCCCGCUCAUCGACAAGAAGGAGCAGACCGAGAUCCAGAGUAGCUGGAUUCAGGACUUCGAGCUCGCCUACUGCCAGGAGGAUGCCAUUUUGGCCGUGUGGCGGAAGUACAAGGGCGAUCUCUUGAAGGUCGGUGAAGAGCGGGAAGGCAUUCUGGCCAUGAUUGCGGCCAUCCAGAGUGUGGACUUCUUCAAAGCGUCGCUGUUGACGAAGCUCUUGACUUCUCCUGAGCUGUACACCAAUAAGUGCAGCGAGCACAGCCAGCUCUUGUCGGGUAGAACUUUCCCGUCGAGGAACUGCCCGCCAGAUGCAGUGAACUGCAACAACAUGACGCAGUUGGAGUGCUUGUGCACUGCACCCUCUGCAACCGCCAUGCUGGACUGCUUCGAUGGGGAUUAUCCACCGGCGGAUUGCGUGGACAACGCGGAGGAUGCGACAUGCCUGGACCUGUCAACAGAUAUGAAGAAUGGUGGCGAGAUUGACGACUUCGACCUCAUGGCUGGCAACUACCUCUACUAUGUCCAAGAAUCUCUCAAAGAGGAGAUGCAGGCUCGAUAUGCCGAAGGGGAAAGUACCAUGACGCGCUGUCCCUUUGGCACCAUGACGCCCAGCGAUGGCGAAGUUGAUCUGCGACAAUGCGAGAAGAGAAGCUCUCCCACCGUUUCAUACUUGCUGGAGAACCUCGACAUGAUAGUGCAGAGUGGACACAGCGGCUUCGCCCAAGAAGUGGGCCGCGACCUUCUGACCUGGGCAACGCAGUCCGGUCUAAAGAUGGAUGGAGAAGCUUCGCCAGACUGGAGGCUCUGUUGCUUCAUCCCCAUUACCCGAAGCACCAGCCCUGUUUCAGAGCACCUCCGCCACCCAAAUCGCAGCCGAGGUGAGGUCGGCGGGCGAUGCAGCAGUCAAUGA
Molecule: messenger RNA, 6849 nt
Organism: Symbiodinium natans
Lineage: Eukaryota; Dinophyceae; Suessiales; Symbiodiniaceae
Source: the annotation of a GenBank genome assembly